CAAUUCCUUGAUGCAUGGUCUAUGCAAUUCAGACCAGCUGGAAGAGGCGUCAGCAUUGUUCAAUGAAAUGAUGAGUUUCAACAUCUUGCCAGAUGUAGUUACCUUCAACAUUUUGGUCGAUACACUUUGUAAAAAGGGCAAGAUUUCAGAGGCUCAACGAAUAUUCAAGACAAUGAUUGAGAAGGGUGUGGAGCCUAAUACUGUGACUUAUAGUUUGUUGAUGAAUGGAUAUCUUUUGCAAAACAGAGUUUUUGAAGCUAGAAAGGUAUUCGAUGCAAUGAUAACCAGGGGCUGUAUACCUGACGUUCUUAGUUACAACAUCUUAAUCAAUGGAUGCUGUAAGGGCUAGAGGAUAGAUGAGGGAAAAUAAUUUUUUGAUGAAAUGAGUUUUCGAGGCUUAAUUCCAAACACUGCUACUCACAACAUUCUUAUAACGUGGUUUGUCUCAAGCAGGGAGAAUUUUUGAAGCAAAAGAGCUUUUCAAGAAUAUGCAUGGUCAGGGCUGCAUGCCUAAUGUUCUUAGUUACAACAUCUUAAUCAAUGGAUCUUGUAAGGCCCUGAGGAUAGAUGAGGCAAAACAGCUUUUUGAUGAAAUGAGUUUUCGAGGCUUAAUUCCAAACACUGCCAGUUACAACACUCUUAUUAGUGGCUUGUUUCAAGUUGGGAGGAUUUUGGAAGCAAAAGAGCUUUUCAAGGAUAUGCAUGCCCAGGGCUGCUCCCCAGAUCUAGUAACUUACUCAAUUUUGCUUGAUGGCUUAAGCAAACAAGGUUACCUUGAUCAGGCAUUGGAACUAUUUCGAGAAAUGCAAAAUAAUUACUUGAACCCUGAUUUGGUGAUCUAUAAUAUCUUAAUUGAUGCCAUGUGCAAAUCUGGGAAGCUUGAAGAUGCAAGGGAGCUGUUUUUGAAACUCCAUGUCAAAGGAUUGCUGCCUGAUGUUCGAAGUUGGACUUCAAUUAUCAGCGGACUUUGCAGAGAAGGAUUGCUAGAUGAAGCAUACAAAGCUUUCAGAGAAAUGGAAAGGGAUGGCUGCCCACCAUGCAUAUGGUUGUUCUUAUAA
Messenger RNA from Populus euphratica (Euphrates poplar), 1058 nucleotides. RefSeq names its product pentatricopeptide repeat-containing protein At1g62930, chloroplastic-like. The record is from RefSeq and is a predicted model, not a curated record. Gene Ontology annotation, molecular function: protein binding. The transcript has 2 exons. The coding region runs from base 489 to 1058 and encodes 189 amino acids. NCBI's taxonomy places the organism in Eukaryota, Viridiplantae, Streptophyta, Magnoliopsida, Malpighiales, Salicaceae.